AUGGGUCGACUGAACAAGGUGAAAAAAAGCUACAAUUCGAGGGGAUGGGCAGUGUUCCUCGACCGAGCUACAAGUAGAGGAGGGGCAGUGUUCCUCGACGGAGCUACAAGUAGAGGAGGGGCAGUGUUCCUCCACCGAGCUACAGGUAGAGGAGGGGCAGUGUUCCUCAACGGAGCUACAAGUAGAGGAGGGGCAGUGUUCUUCAACGGAGCUACAAGUAGAGGAGGGGCAGUGUUCUUCAACGGAGCUACAAGUAGAGGAGGGGCAGUGUUCCUCAACAGAGCUACAAGUAGAGGGGCAGUGUUCUUCAACAGAGCUACAAGUAGAGGAGGGGCAGUGUUCCUCAACGGAGCUACAAGUAGAGGAGGGGCAGUGUUCUUCAACGGAGCUACAAGUAGAGGAGGGGCAGUGUUCUUCAACGGAGCUACAAGUAGAGGAGGGGCAGUGUUCUUCAACGGAGCUACAAGUAGAGGAGGGGCAGUGUUCUUCAACGGAGCUACAAGUAGAGGAGGGGCAGUGUUCUUCAACGGAGCUACAAGUAGAGGAGGGGCAGUGUUCUUCAACGGAGCUACAAGUAGAGGAGGGGCAGUGUUCUUCAACGGAGUUACAAGUAGAGGAGGGGCAGUGUUCUUCAACGGAGUUACAAGUAGAGGAGGGGCAGUGUUCUUCAACGGAGUUACAAGUAGAGGAGGGGCAGUGUUCCUCGACGGAGUUACAAGUAGAGGAGGGGCAGUGUUCCUCGACGGAGUUACAAGUAGAGGAGGGGCAGUGUUCCUCGACGGAGUUACAAGUAGAGGAGGGGCAGUGUUCCUCAACGGAGUUACAAGUAGAGGAGGGGCAGUGUUCCUCGACGGAGUUACAAGUAGAGGAGGGGCAGUGUUCCUCAACGGAGCUACAAGUCGAGGGGAGGGGCAGUGUUUAUACCAUAGAAUCUGGAUGGAUUCUAGUUCUAUUGUUAGACAUGCCAAGUAUCGUAUUAUUUUAGCUAAAUUCUGUUUGAUUUCCUGAUGGUGGCAUCAA
Oncorhynchus keta (chum salmon) is the source of this 1020-nucleotide messenger RNA. Its product is annotated as fibrinogen alpha-1 chain. The record is from RefSeq and is a predicted model, not a curated record. The transcript is spliced from 4 exons. Lineage: Eukaryota; Metazoa; Chordata; Actinopteri; Salmoniformes; Salmonidae. Bases 1 to 1008 code for a protein of 335 amino acids.